Molecule: messenger RNA, 2804 nt
Organism: Lolium perenne
Lineage: Eukaryota; Viridiplantae; Streptophyta; Magnoliopsida; Poales; Poaceae
Product: guanylate kinase 1
Biological process (GO): purine nucleotide metabolic process
Cellular component (GO): cytosol
Molecular function (GO): GMP kinase activity
Source: RefSeq, a predicted model, not a curated record
AAGGAAAAUCCUAGGAAGAACUAGGUUGCACGGAAAGUGAAUGAAUGAAUGAAUGAAGAAAAGAAAAAUGUAUAAAAGAGUCGAGGUCGCAGCCUCCCACUCCGUACUCCAAUUCGUCUCGAUUCUUCUCCCGCAUAUCCCCGAGAUCCCUCUUUAUUUUAUCCAUCUGACGCUGACCAAGCCCAGCGAAAGUUGCCGCGAAGUUGCGCCCCCAUUGCUGUUCUUGCCUGCUCCAGGCCAAUUUCUCCGUGAUUGGCCUCCUUGCUCAUUCGUCCAGGCUCCCCCGAGCUCGCCUCCUGGGCCGUAAAGAUCCGCGGGAUCCUGUGUGGGUGAAUCAAGGUUGAAGACUAACAGCUUGCUAGAUUAAGCCUUUCAUGGGUGAAGAGGCACCAGAGUUUGUUAAUGGGGAAAUUAUCUUGGAAGGCGAGGAUUUCAGGACAGCCACAACUGUUGGUCAUAAGACUUAUCUGAUCAGCAGAUCGGAUGAUGAGUCCAAGUCAACGGUUAGCAUUAGAAUUUUGGAUAAAUCAAAUAAAACCUGGGCUGUGCCCACAGUACUCGGCACCCAACCAAUUCAUUUUGAGGCACACACUGCUAUUCUGGUUAAUGAGAAUAUGAUACUAGUAAUUGUCAGCAAAGGUGCCCCGUUAGUUGACUCAAUCUGGUUUCUUGAGGUCAACACCUCCUUUGUUAAGCAGCAAAGCAAGAUAACAGGUACAGAAGUUGUUGCCUGGAGCAAGGGAGUGCUAGGCAAGGGUCAAAAGCCAGUUGUGAUUAGCGGGCCUUCUGGUGUUGGUAAAGGUACAUUAAUCGCUAAACUAAUGCAAGAUUCCCCAUCAAGAUUUGGAUUUUCUGUUAGCCACACCACAAGGGCCCCAAGAGAAAAGGAAAUAGAUGGAACCCACUACCACUUCGCGGAGCGAAGCAAGAUGGAAAAAGAGAUAAACGAUGGAAAAUUUCUUGAGUUUGCUCAUGUUCAUGGAAAUCUAUAUGGGACCAGUAUUGAAGCAGUUGAAGCUGUUACAGAUGAGGGGAAGAGGUGUAUUCUUGACAUUGACGUCCAAGGGGCUCGUUCUGUGAGGGCUUCUUCUCUCGAAGCACUAUUCAUCUUUGUAUGCCCUCCGUCAUUUGAGGAACUAGAGAAGCGCCUUCGGGCACGGGGAACAGAAACUGAAGAACAAAUCCAGAAACGACUGAGAAAUGCCAGGGAAGAGCUUGAUCAGUCCAACACACCUGGUCUUUUCGAUCAUUUUUUGGUGAAUGGUGACCUUGAAACGUGCUAUGAGAACUUGAAGAGGUUAGUUCCUUUGGAUGAUGGAAGUGCUGUUUCAGACGAUUACUACUCAACCAUGGAUAGCAAAGCCACGCCAUCUUAUACAGUUCUAUCCAAACAAGAUUCAGAAGUUUUGUUGCAACUUGAGAUUCGUGAAGUAGAAAAAGGAAUUGCAAGCAUGCUUGCACUUGACCUGUCAUCCCUUUCGGGCGGUGCUCCUGGAUGUACACGGGGCCUCAAGGUAAAGUCUGUCAACAAAGACUGACUGGGUCAAUUCCUCGAGAGGUGCUACGAAGGAUACUCCAGCAUACCCACAGCUAAAUUUUCGGCUCGAUUUGUGCGAGGUGACAGUUUCGAUCAUAGUUAGACAAAAACAUGGAAAUAUAGUUUCAUUUGUUCGUUUGCAAGAAUUCACAUAGUUCCAUUUGUUGUUUGCUCACUGGAGCUUCCAGUUCCUUUGUUCUUUGUACCAUAAUCAGUCGGAUCGAGACAGGUGCUCGUCGUUAAGAAACUUAUGUGGAGAAAAUAAUGUGAAUUUGCGGGUGUAUUUGUGCCUAGCUAAUAACCUUCUUUGCCCCAUGGAUAAGUCAUUCAGUCUGAUUUUUUUAGUAGUUUGCUACUGGGAAAUAUGGAUGCUACACAUGUGAUGUGGAGCACUGUCAGAAACAAAUCCUACCCAUCCAUGAGUCAUGCUUGCUACACAUGGGGUAUUGAUUCCCUUGGAUGUGUUUCCUAAACAAAUCAAUAGUACUUCUCUUGGAGUAGAUGGAGAUUUCAUCAUGGUAAGAUGCUAAAAUGAAUAAUGAAACUGCAACCUUGGUAGAUGAGUGGACACAUUCAUUGUCUGUAUAUCUGAAUAUUUGAAGUAUCCUCUAUAAUCUCACAAAUUGUUGCCCUCUUCAUAAUGUAGGAUCACAUCACCUAGAAAUAGAAUUCCCUGGGCACUUCAUGGUUGAUUCAGGGUUGCAAUGAUUGGGGAUACCAGCAAGUGGGGAGCUUGAUAAUUCAGCGCUGAAAACCACACCUAAAAUACACUUGUCUUCCUGUCAGAAUAAUUGGAUCCCUAGAGGUUUCUGCGACAACCAUACAUUAUACAUACACCAACAAAACUGAAAUGCGAUAGACUAGAAUAAAUCACACACGUCAACACGUCUUAUCAAACAAGGCCCAAAUCCAGCCGCCUCCAAGGAAAAAAGAUCUUCUAAAAAGUAGAUAUACAAAUGUUUUUCUGCAAAAUAGAAAAAUCUCCCCUAAUCAUUUCACCACCUGUCACACGUCACAUAGUUACCAGCUAAAUAAAUAAACACUUGAUGAAAGUACUUAAUUUCCACGUGGCGCGAGCCCAUUGGCUAUGGUGUCCCGACCAACCCAUUAUUCUCUCGCCGUCACUCUCUAUAAAACACCAACCAAACAAAAAAUAAACUGGAAAAAAAUAAAUAAAAAGGGUGGCAAUAAGCCAAUAACGCAAGCACCUCUCGCCGACCUCCCUCCCACCCCCAGAUGCCGGCCACGGCGACCGGCGGCGCGCGGG